Messenger RNA from Penicillium salamii, 1281 nucleotides. Lineage: Eukaryota; Fungi; Ascomycota; Eurotiomycetes; Eurotiales; Aspergillaceae. The record is from the annotation of a GenBank genome assembly.
AUGGGUAAAUCCUCAAAGGACAAGCGAGAUGCUUACUACCGCCUCGCUAAGGAGCAGAAUUGGCGCGCGCGCUCCGCCUUCAAGCUUAUCCAAAUCGACGAACGAUUCGACCUCUUCGAGCACGAAAACCCAGACAGUGUAACAAGAGUUGUGGAUCUGUGCGCUGCACCGGGAAGUUGGAGCCAAGUUCUCAGUCGAGUAUUGAUCAAAGGCGAGAGCUUCGGGCGACGAGCAUGGCUAGAAAAGAAGCGGAAAGAGCAACAAGGGCUAGAAGGCACGCAGCCAGCCGACGAUGAAAUGGACUGCGACGAGCCCUCAAGCGCUGAACUGAAACCCCGGAAAAACGUCAAGAUUGUCUCUAUCGAUUUGCAGCCCAUGGCUCCCCUCGAAGGCAUCACUACCCUCAAAGCUGAUAUCACACACCCCUCUACAAUCCCUCUUCUUCUACGAGCCCUGGACCCAGAAGCAUACGAACAACCUGCCACACCCUCUGACACCCCUUCUCCUGCCCCGCAGGCCAUCAGGGAACCCCAUCCCGUCGACUUGGUCAUUUCAGACGGUGCCCCCGAUGUAACAGGCCUCCACGACCUGGAUAUCUAUAUCCAGUCACAACUUCUGUACGCAGCCCUUAACCUGGCAAUGGGCGUCUUACGCCCAGGUGGCAAGUUUGUCGCCAAGAUCUUCAGAGGUCGCGACGUAGACCUUCUCUACGCCCAGCUGCGCACUGUCUUCGAGCGCGUGAGCGUCGCAAAGCCACGGAGUAGUCGCGCCAGCAGUCUGGAAGCAUUCGUUGUCUGCGAGGGCUUCAUCCCACCCGUCAGCGACAGCGGCGUAGUGGGAAUGGCCGCAUUGAAGAACCCGCUUUUCGGAGGUGCCGCGGCCCCAGUGCCUGUGUCAACAGAUGGGGAUGUUGGCGUUGAGGUCCGUGAAGAGAUUGAUCAGCUUGCGGAUUCUCGUGAGACUACUUCCAUCUCAAAAGCUUCCGCGCCCAACCAUACUACUGAAGUUCGGCAUCUGCAAACGACGACUUUUGCGCCGGAUCAGCCCCAGAAAUUGACGAAUAGGUUCGCUGUUGAGAAUCGGUGGAUUCCUUCAUUCAUCGCAUGUGGUGAUCUCUCCGCUUGGGAUUCGGAUGCUACUUACACUUUGCCUCCGGACUAUGUGAACCUGGAUCCUGUUCAACCGCCUACUGCGCCGCCUUAUCGGCAGGCAUUGGAGUUGAGGAAGUUGAAAGGUGGCGCAUAUGGAAAAACCAAGUUUGGGCCUGCUGCUCGGGCUUGA